AUGAAUAUUGUUGUAAAAGUUAUAAACUUGGGAGUAGAAGGGGCACUUAAGUGUUUUGAUGCAGAGGGCGAGGUAUUACGGAAUGCUCGUCAUCGCAAUUUGGUCAAAAUCAUUAGCGUUUGUAGCAACAUCGACUUCAAGGCCCUUGUAUUGGCAUACAUGCCAAGUGAGAACUUAGAGAAGUGGUUAUACUCCCAUGAACGUUGUUUGAAUUUCUUACAAAGGUUGAAUAUAAUGAUUAAUGUCGCAUCAGCAUUGGAAUACCUUCAUUAUGGUUUCUCAACAAUUAUUGUUCACUGUGACUUGAAGCUAAGCAACGUCUUAUUAGAUGUGGAUAUGGUUGCACAUGUUACUGAUUUUGGCAUGGCCAAACUCUUUGGUGAUGAGGAUUCUAUGAUGCAAACCAUGACUCUUGGUACUUUGGGGUAUAUGGCACUUGAUUUUGAUGCAGAUAAUGACAUUAAGCCUGAGGGAUUGGCUUCAUUGGAGGAGUAA
Molecule: messenger RNA, 495 nt
Organism: Carya illinoinensis
Lineage: Eukaryota; Viridiplantae; Streptophyta; Magnoliopsida; Fagales; Juglandaceae
Product: receptor kinase-like protein Xa21
Exons: 2
Coding region: 1-495 (164 amino acids)
Biological process (GO): protein phosphorylation
Molecular function (GO): ATP binding; protein kinase activity
Source: RefSeq, a predicted model, not a curated record